CCCAACCUGGAGAGAUCAGUGUAGACUUUGUGGGAGAUGACUCUGUUUCUCUGAGCUGGGGCCGUCCUGCCGGUAUGGAUGGGGUCCAGUACAGCUUCAACAUCACCUACUCCUGCUCCUUCUGGGGUCACAACGGUUCCACCAUCGCACCCUCCAACUCCAUUGUCAUCUCUAACCUGAGAUCUGGAAGCGAGUAUGUCUUCAAUAUCACUACUGUACAGGACACAGGGAGCCAGAGCACACCUGCUUCGAUAUCUCUCUACACCAAACCAUCCCAACCUGGAGAGAUCAGUGUAGACUUUGUGGGAGAUGACUCUGUUUCUCUGAGCUGGGGCAGUCCUGUUAGUAUGGAUGGGGUCCAGUACAGCUUCAACAUCACCUACUCCUGCUCCUUCUGGGGUCACAACGGUUCCACCAUCGCACCCUCCAACUCCAUUGUCUUCUCUAACCUGAGAUCUGGAAGCGAGUAUGUCUUCAAUAUCACUACUGUACAGGACACAGGGAGCCAGAGCACACCUGCUUCGAUAUCUCUCUACACCAAACCCAAGGAGAAGCGCUUCUACCUGAAAUUUGUCUGCAGUUCUACAGAACCGUCUGCAUGUGAAAAAGAGAAGCAGAAGGUUCAACAGGAGUUUGAAGCCAGGCUGGCGAAGCAGCUGAAGGGAUUGUACUGGAAACUGAACUGGAAAGAGAAGGAGGUGAAAGAGUGCAUUGAUGGACCAGAGGAAGACGUUUAAAUACUGUUACUCCAAUAUUACAUUUUAAUAACUGCCAUUAUUAUUUUGAGCCUGUGGAACCCUAGAUGCUUUUGAGUAUUUAGUAUUUUAAACGUUUCCUUUAACUUAGUUCCAUGUUAGUUUUUUUGUGAUUAUAAAUUGAAUGGAUAUAAGACCAGACUGGAGGCUUUGAUGAGAGGUGAUCUGGUAAACACUAGUAGAGAUAGUAGAAAUCUGUGCUUUACUCUGACUGAUAGGGAGCUGAUUAGGAAAGUCUCUGGGCUACAGUCAUCAAUGAUUUUACCUAAGAGCACCCAGGCAUGAUGCUGGAGGUGAGUACAUGAUACUAAAUAUAUUGCUAUUAUUAAUAAUAUACAUUUAUAUCCUUUGCAAUGCUUGCUAUCUGUAGACAAUUGUCCUUUUCUUUUGUAAGUUCCUUUGAGCUAAGAGCCUUCUGCUUGGGAUACCCACCUGAUGCCACAGUCAGUGAUCUAGCAGGUAAUGACCACAGUGUUGGACAUUCAUGCUUAAGCUGAUCGUUUUUCUCUAGUUGAUUUGGAGCUGAUAAGGAAAGGCUGGAGGCUCUACUCUUAAACGAAUGAACUCAAGAGUGCAGGAUGAUUGUAAGAUUGUUUCUUCUCAUUGUUAUCAUUAUAAUGUGAUCAUAUUUGAAUAGCUGCAUUAAAAAA
Messenger RNA from Acipenser ruthenus (sterlet), 1405 nucleotides. RefSeq names its product receptor-type tyrosine-protein phosphatase eta-like. Bases 75 to 737 code for a protein of 220 amino acids. Gene Ontology annotation, molecular function: protein binding. The record is from RefSeq and is a predicted model, not a curated record. Lineage: Eukaryota; Metazoa; Chordata; Actinopteri; Acipenseriformes; Acipenseridae. The transcript is spliced from 4 exons.